This is a messenger RNA of Dentiscutata heterogama, 329 nucleotides long. The record is from the annotation of a GenBank genome assembly. NCBI's taxonomy places the organism in Eukaryota, Fungi, Glomeromycota, Glomeromycetes, Diversisporales, Gigasporaceae.
AAUUAAUUCCACGACAAUUAAUUCUACGCCGCCCAGAAUUAAUUCCACGACAAUUAAUUCUACGCCGCCCAGAAUUAAUUCCACAUUGGUUCCACAAAUUUCAUCAGCUGCUACUUCUACCAAAAUUCCGAUUUUGACGUCAUCAACGAUAUUAAAACGGAUUUCACAAGAUAAACAAACGGUAGUUAAUAAAAAGCCGCAAAUUGUUGCUGAAGAUGUCAUGUUUAAUAUAGGUACAAUUAAAUGUAUUGCAAAAAAGAUGAGGAUGUCACUAUUUGAACAUUGUAUUUUAUCACCUUCUGGAAUUCAUUGCGAGUUUUGUGCUUGGA